AGAAUGUUUUUUGAAAAUAUUAAAAUAAAAAAGCAAAAUACAACAAGCAUAAAGAGGAGGAAUGGAGGAUUUUUGGGAUAUGGACACGGAGAUGACAAUAGAAAAGGAGAAGGGGAAAAUUUGGAAAGAUUUCCCAACUUCGAGGCAGGAAUUUUUUAAAAUUAAUGAUUAGUGAUCAAGCAACAAGAACAUAUUGACAAGUUAUUAGGUAGAGGUGAUC
Molecule: messenger RNA, 220 nt
Organism: Meloidogyne enterolobii
Lineage: Eukaryota; Metazoa; Nematoda; Chromadorea; Rhabditida; Meloidogynidae
Source: the annotation of a GenBank genome assembly